GAGAGUGCUAUUUUGAAUAGAUGUAUUACUUUGUGUAAUACUGCAUACCCAAGUAUUUGUAGAUAGCAAUUUCAGUUUGUUAACCGCCAUUACAAAAGAACAGUAAUCUUUAUCAUACUUUUCGUGUACUAUUCUAGGAGCUCUGUUGUGACUGUUCGCAUUGAUAUUAAAUGAAAGUUUCACUGUGGCUUUAAAACUAUUCUGUUUUAAAUCUUUUCAAAUUGGCCCCUAUGUUUUAAAUUUUAAAUACUAAGUGAAUACAUCUUCAUAGCUUAAAUUUUUUUUUUUAAUUUCUAGUUUUAUUUCGGUCCUGUAUUGAGAAAAAAAUGCCGUCCCAGCUUUGUGCAUCUUGUAUUUUGCGAUGUUGCCCAGUUGUUCUAAAUCUAUUGAGACUGUUCUUUCCUUAUUCUUUACUUUGUUAUUUAGAGAUGCGAUAUUUCUGUUUUCUUUCUUUCCUAAUUGACUUUAAAUUGCAUGGAAAAAUUUCUUAUCAUGAAAGCUGACUUCCUGUUCCGCAGAAGAAAAUUUAAUUACAUAUCUGAAAUCCAUGAAGUUUUCAGCGAAAGAGCUGAAUAACAUGUAGUGGUAAUAAAUAAUUCAUUGGUAUACUGUGCUGAUUGAUCAAAAGCAGGCUGUAAUACAUUCAUAAUCAAAUCAGUGUACUUUUUUCUUUCAAGACUUGGGAAGGUCUUGUUGCACCUUUAACUGCUACAUGGAGAAUAUUGAAAGAGAUGUUUCUUUAUCACAGUCCAUAGAAUAUGUUGAUGCGAUAUGCCUUGAUGAUAAAAGAAUCAUUCUUCCUGAUGGUUGUACUACUGCUACUUUGACCACUGCAGAUGGUGAGGCAUUGCCAGUUACAUUUAUUGUUUCACAACAUCUUCAAGAAAGUUCAGAAAUAAAUAAUCAACCUUUAGAAGAAACAAUUACAUCUGAAAACUGUGAUAUCAUAUCUGAUAAAGAUACUGAUUGCAUCGAUGUGGAUAAUAUUAAUGAAGAGCCACCUGCUGUAUAUGCUGUGCAUUUUCCAUCUGAAAUAAAAGAACAUGAACACACUCCAGACUUCCUGCAAAUACAAGAAAGUGACAGCUUAUCUGAAGGAAAGUCAUCAGUUAUGCAGGAAAAUUCCUUGGAUCAGGAUUUACUUGAUGUUCAUAGUGAUAUUGAACCCAUAAGUACUAUUACCCGGUUGGAAGAUUUCAUGGAUGUCGUCACUACAUAUAAGUGCAAGUUCUGCCGAUUUUCUUGUGCUUGGAAAUCUGGACUAAUGUCUCAUAUCAGAUGUUGCCAUAUCAAUGAGAAGAAAUGCAUUGUGACCCUUAAAGCUGAGAAAGAUAAAUCCGUUUCGUCUAGCAAUGAUAAACAAAAAGAAGAGCUGUCUUUGCAAGAUGAAAGUUGUAAUAGUCUACCAAAGAUAGAAGAUGAACUGGAAGAGGAAUCUUGUAAUGAUUCUGAAGUUAAUGUGAAAAAGGAAAAAGAAAUAAACAAAUUAUAUGAUGGUCUUGAAGUAGAAUCAAAUGGGAAACAUGCUGUAACAGAUGCACCAGUUGUGGAACGACAUAUAUUUUUAUGUGGUCAGUGCAGUGACGGGUUUGCUUCUCUCGAAGACUGUAAGCAACAUAUGAUUGAUGAUCAUAACUUAAAACUUGAACAAAAUAAUGCCAAAUCUGUUAGAAAACGGGGUCGUCCAAGAACUCGUCCUUACGCUGAUACUAUUAAUCAAUCAGAUGGCAAUGCUGAUGCCUCAGGAACAAGAGAAAACAAAAGGCAAUGCCGUCCACCAAAGAAUUUAGAAGAAGAUUAUGAUUAUGGUGUCAAAAGAAAAAUUCGCAGAGAAUGCAUUACUGACAAAAUAUUCAGGUGUACUCGAAGUGGAUGUGGCCAUAGGUUUAGUUCAGAAGCUAAUUUACACUAUCAUUAUACUUGCCAUUCGGAAAAUGUAAAAUCAUUUAUGUGUCGUGAAUGCCAUGAUGAAUUUCAUCAUUGGAGGGGACUUGCUAUGCAUCUUUGGAAAGAGCAUACAAUAGAUGUUGAUCUGCAUUCUUGUACUGAAUGCAGCUAUAAAACAUAUAGUUAUUUUAAACUGGAUAACCAUCGUAAAAUUCACAGUGAUGAAAGAGCUUUUGUUUGUCCAACAUGCCAUAAAGGAUUUAAACAAAUCAGUCAGCUACGUAAUCACUUAGUGAUUCACUUAGAUCGUAAAAAUCUGCCUGAGAAGCGAUGGUAUAGUGAGCAACAAUGUGAUACAUGUGGCCGUAAAUUUUCAGAUGCCAAAUGUCUUAGGAAGCACCAACAAGCUGUUCACAGUAAAUUAAAACCAUACAUUUGUUCUUAUUGUGGUCAUCUUAGUGCGCGUAAAGCUAUGUUAGAGCUGCAUAUGCGGCAGCACACUGGCGAGAAGCCAUUUUUAUGUGAACACUGCGACUAUCGUACUGGAGACCACAAUUCUUUGAGGCGACACCGAAUGAGGCAUACUGGAGCCAAGCCUUACAAAUGUCCUCAUUGUCCUUAUGCUUGUAUACAGGCUAUAUCAUAUAAAACUCAUUUAAGAAAUAAGCAUCCAGGAAUGGAAGGAUUAUUUUCUUGUACUAUCUGCACAUUUAAAUCAGUAAGUAAGGAAAAUUAUGUGAAUCACAUGUCAGACCACAAACGACAAGCAGAAACACUUGUACAGAGUUCAACUAAUAUUACAUCAGAUUCUGAAAUGCCUCUAGAAUCGCUUUCAGUAUCUGAUCAGUCUCCAAUACAAAUGCAACUGUCAGACAACACAAUGCAACAACUGGAAGGUAUUUUAGAUUUAAAUGCAGCUCAGUUAGUUUGUUCUUGCCUCAAUGCAUUGAGUCAAGAUGGAGGUACUCUAAAUCUCCCUCCAGGUGUAACUGUAAACAUACCACCAUUCUCACCAUCUGCUGAUGGCACGCAAACCAUUACUAUUCAGCUACCCACAGGUCAUGAAAAUGAAAAUGAACCAUAUUAUCUUGCUAUUCAGCAGCAAGAUGGUACAACUGCUUUAGUGCUUCCAUCAUCAACUGAGCAGAAUGAUGAAAGUGUUCAAGAAAAUGCAGAAUUAGACAAUGUAAAUUUUGUGGAACAGGAUGUGACUGGCAGUUCUUCCUUAGAUUGUGGUGUACUUCAAGAAGAUAAUGAAGGAAGCCAGUUACAUUCAGGCAAUUCAGAUUCUUUAGUUAUAGCUCACAUAGAACCAUUUGAUGAUCCAGAGAGCUUCAGUACUGAAGUGAUGACAACAAGUGAAGAUAAUCAAAACAGUUCAUAAAGGUGCAAUUGUAAAGCAAAAUCUGUGAUUUUUCUUUUUGUGCUACAGUUUGUGAUAAAUAUUUAAUUUUGUAUAUAUGUAUAUAUAUUAUUUUUAAAAAGUCGAGAACAUAUCAUAUUUCGAGGAAAAGUAAAUUUUAUGUGAAAGGUUUUGUUUAUGGAUUGGCUAAUUUUGUAUAUUAUUUGGUAUUUAUGUAUGCAGAAAAUAAGGUUUUCCUUAUUUGAAAUUUAUUAGAUGGUUAAUAGAAUCAUAUUUCUGUAAAAAAAUUAAGGUUUUGGAAGAAAUAAAUAAUCAAUAGACUUCUUGUAAAUGUGAUGUUAUAUUUAACUAUGAACUUGUAAGUAUGUGUUUAUAAAAAAAAAAAAAUCUGGUAUCACUAAAAUUAUGUAUCUGAACACUGUAUUUAUGAAAAUAUGGUAUCUAAUUUUGAAAUCAUGGCUUGUUUAAAUAAAAUACUUAGUAAUAGGCUUAAAUGAAAUUUAAAUUAAUCAUGUAUAAUUUUUAUUUUUUAUGCAUUUUAUCUCUAUUACUAAAUUAUUGUAGAUAAAAAGCGAUUUGAAUGAAAACCGUUACUUUUUAAGAAUAUCUUUGGAACUAUAAGCAUAAAAUUUAUUGAUUUGUAGUAAUUUGCUCACUGUUGAAGCAUAGUAGUUUGAAUUUAUGAAAUUCUGUAUAUUUCCUAGCCUAAUUUUAAGAAUAUAUUUCUUAAUACCUACUCUUUGUAAAAGUGUUUAAAUUAGUAUUCAUUGAAAGAUGCUUUGUAAUUCCUCAUUUUCCAUUUUAUGGAAAUCUGUGUUUUUCACAGUAACAGAUAUUGACAGUAUAAAAAAUGACUGAGUUAUUUCAAAUCCAUAAACUUGUUUACAAAAAAUACUUAUGUUAAAUAACAAUGUCAUUUAUGGGUUAAAAUAAAGCAAAAUUCAACCUUAGAUCAUUGUGGAUUUUAUAGGAAAACUGACAUGGUCUUUUCUUCAAGGAGCAAAAGCAUAUUAUAUUAAAGUAAGAAUAUGAUAUGAAUAAUAAAUUCAAAGUUGCUAGUUA
Stegodyphus dumicola is the source of this 4312-nucleotide messenger RNA. RefSeq lists its product as uncharacterized. Lineage: Eukaryota; Metazoa; Arthropoda; Arachnida; Araneae; Eresidae. The record is from RefSeq and is a predicted model, not a curated record.